AUGUUUUCCCCCCUUCAAGGUUCCCUGCUUACCCCCUUCAACCACCGUCUUCCGCUUCACGGCCACGGCGCCAUCUUCGAACUCUCGGCAGCUCGAAAGGCACAGCUCCUCGCGCUGCUUCAUCGACGAGACCGAAUUUCGCACAACAGACACCAGGACCGUAACGUCCCUACGAAGCUGUCUUCUCAGCCACUGCUGAUUGCGUUGCUCUCCUCUCCCGGUCGACGGUCCAUUGUGCACACUCCCUUCGCCGCCGCCUCCCGCGUCUCGGUCCUAGUUGCACCCAGCUUUUGCCUGAAACACCGCAAGCCUACGCUCACCCUUCUACCUCUCGACAACGACAACGGCAUACUUUCGCUCUUUAGCAUUCACUCCACAUCAGCCUCAAUCAGCAGCGUUUUACUGCUUGGACACAUCUAG
This is a messenger RNA of Metarhizium brunneum ARSEF 3297, 420 nucleotides long. RefSeq lists its product as uncharacterized. The record is from RefSeq and is a predicted model, not a curated record. Lineage: Eukaryota; Fungi; Ascomycota; Sordariomycetes; Hypocreales; Clavicipitaceae.